UGUAUAUCAAUUUCUGGGCACACCUACCCAAUCUGCACUCCAACGAUCCCUGUUUCCUCCCUUUCCUCACCGCUGCAUGCCUGUCACCCUCCUGGCGCCGCCCGAAGCAUGGCGCCAUAUGCUUCGAGCAACCCUGCGAGAAUGCACCUACUUGCCAGACCCGAUCGCCAAGUCCUACAUGCGACAGUACACCCUCGAUCGAUACCGAAACAAGAUAGCCUUCUUCCGCUCGAGAGAGAACCAUGACCCGACUCCUUCUGUGCGUACAGAAAAUAACGGUACCAGCGUCGAACGACAGAUACGUCUGCGAAGGUCUGCGAAAAGCCUGCUAUCUCUCCUCAAACGAGCCAACGAAGGAUAUAAAAGACCGUUGGAAAGAGUAUUGAUGCUAUCGUACGGCCGCAUCGGCGCGAAGAAAUAUAAGCUAUUCUCAGCCUUCUUACGAGAGACUGGCAUGUCGAAACAACUGGUCACAGAUAAGGAUGUCCGGGAAAUACUGGCCAAAGAUGGCGGACACAAAUUUAGCGACAAUUGGCAACCACCCCCCGCCUUAGUGUCGCUGCUCAAGACUCAACAGCAGUCAUCCAAGGAACUGCUUAGUGACCGCACAACCCGAUUCCGAGUAACCGCGCAGGUCAAGAUUCCAGAGCUAACCACCUGCUUAAAACCAACACCGAAAAGGCGCCGUGAAAGAAUCAGACAACAGUGGUACAAUCGGUCGAAGUUUGGAAUACUUCUUCCUCUUGACGCCGCCGAGAUGGAGAUCCUAUAUAGGCUGCUGCAUGGAACAUUUCCAUGGAAAGCGCCGGUUCGCCGCAAGAAGAUUACGCAGCCUUGUCCUGCGGAUGAGAAGAUUUCUCCUCUGGAAUCCCUCUUGUUUGACGGGCCCCAGAAGGGAGUGAGUUUUGACUCAUAUGUCGUUGAGAGGCCACAUCGAGUCACACGACGGUUUAUGCAACGGAUAUGGGAGAAGAUCUACCAUCGCACACCUUUGGUCCAGAAUACCGCCAAAGGGCCCAGGUAUACUUUCCCAGUUCAUCGGCGAGCGCCACGGCUUACUCUGGCCGUGAAGGAUGAAGAGGUUCGCGAUUUGUUUGAUGGUGUUGAUGAGAAUGGUCGUUUAAAGAAUGCAUGAUAUAGAGAUUACAUGAUACCCAAUUGCCCAUGUAUUAUAGUUCUUAUAAUUAUAUACCACUUUGACUAUCUACCAUUUGUUAUGUUACCAGUACAUCC
This is a messenger RNA of Talaromyces proteolyticus, 1233 nucleotides long. RefSeq lists its product as uncharacterized. Lineage: Eukaryota; Fungi; Ascomycota; Eurotiomycetes; Eurotiales; Trichocomaceae. Bases 77 to 1135 code for a protein of 352 amino acids. The transcript has a single exon. The record is from RefSeq and is a predicted model, not a curated record.